AUGAAUUCUGAAACAAGCUUUCUAAUUCCACCCAUCUUCAAUGGUGAGAAUUAUCAAGCUUGGACAAUUAGAAUGAUGGUUAAUCUUGAAGCACUGGAUCUAUGGGAAACAGUAGAAGAGGACUAUGAAGUAACUCCUCUUGGAGAUAAUCCAACAGUGAAUCCGAUGAGACUUCACAAAAUUAUGCAAAUGAAGUCCGCUGCAGAAAUUUGGGAGUAUCUUGAAAAGGAAUACCAAGGAAACGAAAGAGUUCAAAAUAUGCAAGUGAUGAAUCUGAUUCAGGAAUUUGAAAUGAAGAGAAUGAAAGAAUCAGAAACCAUAAAAGAUUAUGCAGAUCAACUACUUGACUUAGCCAACAAGGUGAGAUUAUUUGGUAGGGAUUUUACUGAUGAAAGAAUUGUUCAAAAAAUUCUUGUCACACUUCCUGAGAAAUAUGAAGCCAUAAUCUCUUCUUUAGAGAAUUCUAAGAAUCUGUCAAGCAUUACCUUGGCAAAACUUGUUAAUGCUUUGCGGGCAUUGGAACAAAGAAGAAUAAUGAAGAAAGCAGGUUCGGUUGAAGAUGUUUUUCAAGCUAAAUCAUAG
Capsicum annuum is the source of this 582-nucleotide messenger RNA. RefSeq lists its product as uncharacterized. The transcript has 2 exons. The coding region runs from base 1 to 582 and encodes 193 amino acids. Lineage: Eukaryota; Viridiplantae; Streptophyta; Magnoliopsida; Solanales; Solanaceae. The record is from RefSeq and is a predicted model, not a curated record.